Molecule: messenger RNA, 2820 nt
Organism: Penicillium diatomitis
Lineage: Eukaryota; Fungi; Ascomycota; Eurotiomycetes; Eurotiales; Aspergillaceae
Gene: pmt1
Product: protein mannosyltransferase 1
Exons: 5
Coding region: 1-2820 (939 amino acids)
Biological process (GO): protein O-linked glycosylation via mannose
Cellular component (GO): membrane; endoplasmic reticulum
Molecular function (GO): dolichyl-phosphate-mannose-protein mannosyltransferase activity
Source: RefSeq, a predicted model, not a curated record
AUGGGCCAGAAGUCCAAAGACACACUCGCCGUUCGGCCACAAAGUCGCGGGCGCAGAUCACGCAGUCGAUCUCCCAACCCUAAGGGUAAAGCUGUGAAGUCGGCCAAAGUGGUCAGCUAUGCGUCAGACGGCGUGCGAAACAAUGACAUCUUCAAUCUGCCCUCAUCGGAUUACAAGCUACUGGUUUUGGUGACAUUGGUCGCGGCCGCUGUGCGCUUGUUCCGCAUCUAUCAACCCACCAGUGUGGUGUUCGAUGAAGUCCACUUCGGAGGAUUCGCAAGCAAGUAUAUCAAGGGGAAGUUUUUCAUGGAUGUCCACCCGCCGCUCGCAAAGCUUUUGAUCACGCUUGCUGGAUGGUUGGCUGGUUUUGAUGGCGAAUUCGACUUCAAGGAUAUUGGCAAAGAUUACCUAGAGCCCGGUGUGCCCUACGUGGCAAUGCGAAUGCUCCCUGCAACUCUAGGCGUGCUUACAGUAUCCUUGAUGUUCUUAACACUCAAAGCCACCGGAUGCCGAUCUUCGACAGCUGUUCUCGGUGCCGGACUUGUCAUUUUUGACAAUGCGCUCACUACUCAGUCUCGCCUGAUUCUCUUGGAUUCGCCCCUUGUCUUCUUUACAGCCCUAACCGCAUUGACCUUCACCUGCUUCACAAACCAACAGGAAUUGGGUCCUUCAUCCGCAUUCAAGGGACCGUGGUGGUUCUGGUUAGCUGCAACGGGUGUCUCACUUGGUGCUACACUGAGUGUGAAAUGGGUUGGCCUCUUCACAAUGGCCUGGGUCGGAUCCCUCACUGUUCUCCAACUUUGGGUUGUGCUUGGUGAUGCAAAGACCGUCACUCCGCGAUUGUGGUUCAAGCACUUCUUCUCCCGUGUCUUCUGCUUGAUUAUCAUCCCCGUGGGCUUCUACAUGGCUAUGUUCUACAUCCACUUCCUAUGUCUCGUCAAUCCUGGAGAGGGUGACGGGUUCAUGUCUUCGGAGUUCCAGGCCACCCUCAACUCAAAGUCCAUGCAAGAUGUACCAGCGGACGUGUCAUUUGGUUCUCGUGUCAGCCUUCGUCACUGGAACACCCAGGGUGGCUACCUCCACUCACACAAUCACAUGUAUCCCACCGGCAGCAAGCAGCAGCAGAUUACUCUGUACCCGCACAAGGAUGAGAACAACGUGUUCGUCAUGGAGAACCAGACUCAGCCCCUUGGUCCUUAUGGUGAGAUUGAAGGCCCUUACGCUUGGGACAAUUCGACUGUGAGCUUCAUCGAGGAUGGGGCUGUUGUACGUCUGUAUCACGAAAUCACCCACCGUCGAGUUCACUCGCACGAUGAGCGCCCACCUGUCACUGAAGCGGAUUGGCAGUUCGAGGUGUCAGCUUACGGCUACGAAGGCUUCCCGGGUGACGCGAACGAUCUGUUCAAGGUCGAGAUUGUCAAAUCUAUGUCAGACGGCGCUGAGGCCAAGAAGCGCGUGCGUACAAUUCAGACCAAGUUCAGACUCGUGCAUGUCAUGACCGGCUGUGUGCUCUUCUCCCACAAAGUCAAGCUACCAGAAUGGGGCUUCGAGCAGCAAGAGGUUACUUGCGCUCGUGGCGGAACCCUGCCCAACAGCGUUUGGUACAUCGAGUCCAAUUAUCACCCCAUGAUGCCUGCGGAUGCCGAGAAGGUCAACUACCGCAAUCCCGGAUUUCUAGGCAAGUUCUGGGAAUUGCAGAAGGUCAUGUGGACAACUAACGCUGGCCUGGUGGAGUCGCACGCUUGGGACUCGCGCCCCCCUUCGUGGCCCACGCUUCUGCGUGGAAUCAACUUCUGGGGCAAGGACAACCGCCAGAUCUACCUCUUGGGUAACCCUCUCAUCUGGUGGUCUUCCACCGCAGCCAUUGGUAUCUACCUGGUCUUCAAAGCGAUUGCGCUCAUUCGCUGGCAGCGCAGCUGCAAUGACUACCGCCACGUCACAUUCAAGCGUUUCGACUAUGAGGUUGGCAUGAGCGUUCUUGGAUGGUUCUUCCACUAUUUCCCAUUCUACCUAAUGGCUCGUCAGCUGUUCCUCCACCAUUAUCUCCCAGCGCUCUAUUUUGCCAUCUUGGUACUUUGCCAGGAGUUCGACUUCAUCACCAGUCGUGUCAAAGCCCUCGGCCUGGCAUCGAAGCCCGCUGUCGGCAAAAUUUUGAUGGCUGGCUUUUUGCUCCUGAGCAUCGCUGUUUUCACCCUCUACUCUCCUCUGAUUUAUGGCAACCCAUGGACCCAGAGUGCGUGUCAGAAAGUGAAGCUUCUUAACGGCUGGGACUUCGAUUGCAACACCUUCCAUACCGACCUCAGCCAGUACAUCACCGGUGUGAACAGUGUCACGGACGUGAUUCCGACUACGCCAGCCUCGGCACCACAAUUUGCGCCUCAGCAGGGGCAGCAGCAGGCCCCAGCUGUUGAAAUCCCUCAACAACCACAAGGCGAGGAGCAAUCCGAGCAGGCUGCCGUUACCUCGGCCAAGCUGUCCGGUUCUGUUGCCCGCGUCGAAUAUCGUGACCAGCAUGGCAAUGUCCUUCCUGAGGACGUUGUUGCUUCGCUGCGGGCCGAGGGCAAGGUAAAAUUUGAGACUCGCUACGAGUCGCAAUCCAAGCUCCAGCACGCCCAGGAAAUCCCUAUUGUGGAUGGCCGGCUCGCACCCCCUCAUCCAGAUGUUCAGGGACGAAACCCCGAGACUGGCUCCGGCAAGCCCGAGGACUCUGUUCCUCCGGAGCAACCCGCCUCUGUUGCCGAGGCAGAGACCCAGUCCGUGGAGAGCUCUGGCUCGCCUGAGGCGAAGCCAGCCAGCGAGGGAUAUGAAGCAACUAAAUAG